AUGGUGGGAGUAGAAGAGAGUCAUGCAAUUGGGAUUGAUCUGGGGACAACCUACUCAUGUGUGGCUGUGUGGCAGUAUGAUCAUGUAGAAAUUAUAGUGAAUGAUCAGGGCAACAGGACCACUCCAUCUCUUGUUGCUUUCACUGAUACUGAGAGCUUCGUCGGUGAUGCGGCAUUUAACCAGAUCAUCAGGAACCCCACCAACUCCAUCUUUGAUGCAAAGAGAUUAAUUGGUAGGAGAUUCAGUGAUGAAGCUGUUCAAAAUGAUAUGAAACUUUGGCCAUUCAGGGUCGUUGAAGGACCUGGUGACAAACCAAUGAUUAUUGUUACCCACAAAGGUCAAGAGAAACAAAUUGCUGCUGAAGAAGUCUCAUCUAUGGUUCUUGGAAAGAUGCGGGAGAUCGCUGAGGCAUUUCUCGGCUCAACUGUGAAGAAUGCAGUGGUCACUGUCCCUGCUUAUUUCAGUGACGCACAACGUCAAGCCACAAAGAGAGCUGGUGCAGCUGCUGGCCUAAAUGUCAUGCGUAUUAUUAAUGAACCAACUGCUGCAGCUAUUGCUUAUGGAAUUGACAAUAAGGCAGGAUGGUAUAGCCAAAGAAAUGUGAUGGUAUUUGACUUGGGUGGUGGAACUUUAGACGUAUCACUACUUACCAUAGGGGAUGGUGUCUUUGAAGUGAAGGCCACUGCAGGAGACACUCACCUUGGAGGUGAAGACUUUGACAACAGAAUAGUCAGCUUCUGUGUAGGACAAUUUAAAAGGAAGCAUGAUUUGGAUGUGAGUGGAAACUCAAGAGCACUUAGGAGGCUGAAAAAUGCUUGUGAGAAGGCGAAGAGGAGACUUUCUUAUGCAUUUGAAACUGAGAUUGAAGUUGACUGUUUGGAUCAGGGCAUUGAUUUCUAUACAACUUUUACUCGUGCCAAAUUUGAACAACUGAACAUGGAUAUCUUCAGCAAGUGUAUGGAGCCUGUGGAGAAAUGUUUAAGGGAUGCUGACAUAGACACAAGCAGUGUCCAUGAUGUUGUUCUUUCAGGUGGCUGUUCUAGAAUUCCCAAGGUGCAGGAAGUAUUGCAGAAAUUGUUCAAAGGGAAGGAGUUGUGCAAGGGCAUUAAUCCAGAUGAGGCAGUUGCUUAUGGUGCGGCUGUUCAAGCUGCUGUGUUGGCUGGGAAUGGGAGUAGAAAGCUUGAGGACUUCACUCUUUUGGAUGUGACCCCUCUAUCACUUGGGUUACAUGUUCAGAAAUAUGAUGGUACCAAGAAUUUCAUGGAGGUUGUGAUUCCAAGAAACUCUAGGAUUCCCAUAAUGAUGAAGACAUGUGGAACUACUUGUGUUGACAACCAAUUCACAGUCUGCUUUCCGGUUUAUGAGGGGGAGAGUAGUGUAGCGAAAAAUAACAACUUUUUGGGUGAAUUUUGCAUUGAAGGCCUUCCUCCAGCUCCUCAGGGUGUUCCUAAGUUCAAUGUUUGGUUUGAGAUUGAUGCAAAUGGCAUCCUAAGUGUGUCUGCUGAGGACAAGUCCACUGGCCAAAAGAAAGGCAUUACCAUCAAUAGUGAUAGAAGAAAUUUUGGAGGAAUUGAGAUGGUUGAGUAAGUAUGAAAAAUUAUGUGUCAACUGAGUUGGUAUGUUUCUUCCUACCAACUUAUUGUCAGUGAGUAAUCUGUGACUAAUAAACAUGUUUCUCGUAUUCUUGACCUUUGAGUAUCGGCCAAUGGUUUUUAUUUGGUGGUGCUGUGUUGACUCUUGCAUAAUGUUAUCAGGUAUAGGAGUUAAGCAAGGACAUCAGUGAAGAUGAGGCAGCUGCAUAACUGAGGCGUUGCUGCU
This is a messenger RNA of Fragaria vesca subsp. vesca, 1818 nucleotides long. Its product is annotated as heat shock cognate 70 kDa protein-like. Gene Ontology annotation, molecular function: ATP hydrolysis activity; misfolded protein binding; heat shock protein binding. The transcript has 2 exons. The coding region runs from base 1 to 1587 and encodes 528 amino acids. Lineage: Eukaryota; Viridiplantae; Streptophyta; Magnoliopsida; Rosales; Rosaceae. Gene Ontology annotation, biological process: cellular response to unfolded protein; protein refolding. The record is from RefSeq and is a predicted model, not a curated record. Gene Ontology annotation, cellular component: cytoplasm.